Gongylonema pulchrum is the source of this 297-nucleotide messenger RNA. Lineage: Eukaryota; Metazoa; Nematoda; Chromadorea; Rhabditida; Gongylonematidae. The record is from the annotation of a GenBank genome assembly.
AUGACUGUUCCGUCGUUCUUGCCAAUCAUGCGUCCUGUCAUUUCGGGGGCGUGCAAGACGACAUCGCUGUGCUCGUCGGAGGAAACAAGUCUCGCUGAGCGUAGUGCGUUGAUGGUCCUCUCGACAGCCGCUGUGAUUGCAUUUGCGAUACAGGAAAGGACGCCUAACGAAGCGGGUACCAGUCCCUGUUGCGCGAACGAGGCGCAAGCUACUGUGGCAGGCUUCACUUACGUCUGUUGGCGUUUUCUUCUGAGUGCCACACCGGCUUUUGCAUUUCUGAGUGCCACAGCCGCUUAA